AUGGCCGAUUCCGAUCCCAAAGCGCCACACCGUCCGGGACCCUGGCCGCCGGCGCCGUUGCCGGACGCCAAGGCAAUGCCACCUUCUUCCUGGGCCAAGAAAACGGGCUUCAGGCCCAAGUUCUCAGGCGAGGCCAAUGCCAGCGACUCGGGCCAGAUAACCCUCCAGCCCAAGCCCAAGCCCAAGGAGCCCGACACUAACGUGGAUCUCGAAGCAGGCCGGGCUAGGGCCCCAACGCCGGCCAACGGCGUCGCCCACAGCGACAAGGUCCCGCCGCUUCCUCCUCCCAAAGAUCAGGUUGUGAAGAAGCGCAGAGACUCCGAUGGAGUCCCCAAGAGUUCCGUUCCCAGCACCAAUGGCCAGGCCCCUCCGCCGCCUCCGCCGGCGAGGCGAGCGGCGAGUCACGAGGACAUUGUGGACGACGAAGGUUUCGUGUCGAGGCAUUCGCAUAUGAAGUAUGAGCUCAGAGAUUCACCUGGUUUAGUUCCCAUUGGAGUGUACGGCAUUCAGCAUUACGUUUCGAUAUUGGGUUCAUUGAUUCUCAUCCCGCUCGUCAUGGUUCCGGCAAUGGGAGGCUCUCGUGAGGAUACUUCAGCUGUGGUGUCGACUGUGCUCUUUGUGUCAGGAGUGACUACACUGUUACAUACAAAUUUUGGGUCGAGGUUGCCCUUGAUACAGGGGCCUUCUUUUGUUUAUCUGGCUCCGGCAUUAGCGAUUAUCUACUCCUCGGAGUUUCAAGGGUUAAAUGAAAAUAAAUUCAGACAUAUAAUGAAGGAGCUGCAGGGGGCUAUAAUUAUUGGAUCGGCUUUUCAAACAUUCCUUGGAUAUACUGGACUUAUGUCACUGUUAGUAAGGUUAAUCAAUCCUGUGGUUGUAUCCCCAACUAUUGCUGCAGUUGGACUUUCAUUUUACAGUUAUGGUUUUCCGCUAGUUGGUACAUGUCUGGAGAUUGGUGCAAUGCAGAUAUUAGUUGUUAUUGUUUUUUCUCUGUACCUUCGUAAAAUAUCUGUUUUUGGACACCGCAUAUUUCUAAUAUAUGCAGUUCCUUUGGGUCUGGCAAUUACAUGGGCAGUUGCUUUCUUGCUGACUGAAGCUGGAGUUUACAACUACAAUGGGUGUGACAUAAAUAUACCCGCCUCAAAUAUAGUUUCUGAGCACUGCAGAAAGCAUGUCUCAAAGAUGAAGCAUUGUCGAGUUGAUACUUCUUAUGCGCUGACGUCAUCCCCAUGGUUUAGAUUUCCUUAUCCGUUACAAUGGGGUACUCCUGUCUUCCAUUGGAAAAUGGCUCUGGUGAUGUGCGUGGUUUCCUUGAUCUCAUCUGUGGAUUCAGUUGGUUCAUAUCAUGCAUCUUCGUUAUUGGUAGCAUCUCGACCUCCUACUCCUGGUGUUCUUAGUCGAGGAAUUGGUUUGGAAGGUCUUUCUAGUGUCUUGGCUGGUUUGUGGGGAACUGGAGCAGGGUCUACCACCUUAACUGAAAAUGUUCAUACCAUUGCUGUCACUAAAAUGGGAAGCCGCAGAGCAGUUCAAUUGGGUGCAUGCAUCCUGAUAGUUUUGUCUCUCGUGGGUAAGGUGGGGGGCUUUAUUGCCUCAAUUCCGGAGGUCAUGGUUGCUGGUCUCCUAUGCUUUAUGUGGGCAAUGCUUACAGCAUUGGGCUUGUCAAAUCUACGCUAUAGUGAGGCUGGAAGCUCUCGCAACAUCAUCAUAAUUGGGUUAUCAUUGUUUUUCUCUCUUUCCAUACCUGCCUACUUUCAACAAUACGGUAUCUCCCCAAAUUCCAACUUGUCAGUGCCCAGUUACUUCCAACCCUAUAUUGUGGCUUCUCAUGGGCCUUUCCGCACCGAAUAUGGAGGGUUAAACUAUGUCCUGAACACAAUCUUUUCACUACACAUGGUGGUAGCUUUUCUUGUUGCUUUCAUCUUGGAUAAUACUGUGCCUGGCAGUAAGCAUGAGCGUGGAGUAUACGUGUGGUCCGAAACUGAGGUUGCUAGAAGGGAGCCUGCCGUUGCUAAGGACUAUGAGUUGCCCUUGAGAGUUGGUCGGAUUUUCAGAUGGGUGAAGUGGGUUGGCCUGUGA
This is a messenger RNA of Sphenostylis stenocarpa, 2073 nucleotides long. NCBI's taxonomy places the organism in Eukaryota, Viridiplantae, Streptophyta, Magnoliopsida, Fabales, Fabaceae. The record is from the annotation of a GenBank genome assembly.